CUCUCCUUUAAAUACAGGUGUCGAAGCAGAUGUCAGACACAAACAGUUUUGCCUUCUUCAUCAGGAAAAGAAUUUCUACCACGCUUGUUAAAAAGACAAAAUGAGUGACCCUGCAGCUGAAAAGAAGAAAGAGAAAAGUCCUCAUGAGGAGGAAGGAUCGGGAUCAGGAUCAGGAUCAGGAUCAGAGGGAGAAGGAUCAGGAGGAGAAGGAAAAGGAAAGGGGAAAGGGAAAAAGCAUGGAAAAGGAAAAGGUCAUGGACAUGGGCAGGGAAAAGGAGGUGAACAUGGACAUGGGCAUGGAAAAGGAGGCGAACAUGGACAUGGGCAGGGAAAAGGAGGCGGACAUGGGCAUGGUCCUAAAUAAAUGAUGAAGAAUUCACUGAAUCAGCAUUAUCUGAUGACUGCAAAAAGAUAAAUAUCUCUCUAAUAAACUAAUACAGAAAGAA
Molecule: messenger RNA, 446 nt
Organism: Oreochromis aureus
Lineage: Eukaryota; Metazoa; Chordata; Actinopteri; Cichliformes; Cichlidae
Product: splicing regulatory glutamine/lysine-rich protein 1-like
Exons: 6
Coding region: 144-368 (74 amino acids)
Source: RefSeq, a predicted model, not a curated record